Molecule: messenger RNA, 1630 nt
Organism: Pecten maximus
Lineage: Eukaryota; Metazoa; Mollusca; Bivalvia; Pectinida; Pectinidae
Product: sodium-dependent dopamine transporter-like
Exons: 7
Coding region: 587-1426 (279 amino acids)
Biological process (GO): sodium ion transmembrane transport
Cellular component (GO): membrane
Source: RefSeq, a predicted model, not a curated record
GCUAUCGAGAUAUGAUUCUAAUUUAUACAGAUGAUUUGCUGCUUCCCUGCAUGUUGAUUUGGUAUCAUUAUGAAUAAUGACACAUAUAUCCUUUUAACAUUCAAUAUACACAUAUUAAAUGAAUUAAAAUGAAGAUAAUAACAUCUACCUCUUUUUUCUUAAGUUGUCUGACGUCUCCUGUGGAUUUACACGGUUUUUGGCCCAUAGCAUCAUAGUAAAGUCGAAGAAGGAAGAGACAGUUGUAGUGUGCAGUUCUCUGUCUAUUUUCUUAUGUCUACAGUAUCUAUUACAAAACAACAGAUUACUUCAAAACUGUACCGUUGGUCUCACACAAAAUAUAUUAAACAAUGACAAUGUUAUCAACGAAAUCACUAGACAUGUAAACCAACGUCUGAUUUAAUAUUAGACGAGGAAAUAAUAUAUUUCCAAGUUAGAUCACGAUAACAUUGCAUUCGAAAACAGGUUAUAAUCGAUAUGACAUUGGUCAAAUCUUUUACUUUUGUAGCAAUGUGCUGCUUGGCGUCUUUGGUGACCUGUAUUUAUAGCGAUAUUCAGCAGCGUUGUCCUCUUCUCCGUCGUUGGUGUCAUGGCGAACGAGAUGGGUGUCCCUGUCGAGGAUGUUGUGAAGUCUGGAAUGUCUAUCGGUCUUGUCGGCUACAGCCGAGCGUUAACCUAUCUCCCUGCGUCUUAUAUCUGGGCUGUGGCAUUCUUCUUCGCUAUCACAAUUGUAGGACUUGACGCACAGGCUGUUUGUACAGAGACGGUGGUGUCAUUCCUGGAACGAUUCGGCGAUAGAUUAGGCCGACAUAGCCAUCUAUAUCUGGUGUUACUGGUCAAUCUAAUCACGCUUCUCCUCAACCUCCCGUUUUGUACACAGUCGGGGCCGUACAUGUUCCAGCUUGUGGACUGGUAUGUACCUACAUGGUCGGUGGUAGUGAUAGCCUUAUCAGAGGUUAUCGCCAUCAUGUGGUUUUAUGGAGGUGAUCUUGUUGACUAUGCUUUAAAAGAUAUGACUGGACGAAAAAUGCCGCAUGUGUUCCGACUGGCUGCAGGCUAUAUAUCACCAGUUUUGUUUUUACUGUUGUUGCUAACAAGCUUCGUCACCUACCGGCCUCCGAAGUACGGCUGGUAUGAGUACCCGGAGUACACUCGCGUCAUUGGCUGGGUGCUGUCGUGUUCAAUUGUCAUCCCUAUACCUCUACACAUCAUCUGGAAGUUCACCAAUGUGAAGGGAACUAUGAUGCAGAAAUGGACAAUUCUUACACAGCCGAAUUGUGACUGGGGUCCUAGUGACAGUGCUAGGCGACUAGAACACCUGGAACGGUUCCAGACUGAGAGGACAUGGGCCGACAUAGCCUACUAUAAUCUUACUGGCAGGCGAAGAUAUUCAACUAAGACACAGCAUGAAACCGUAGCAUUGUUUUAAUGAUCGUCGAAUAUUAUGAAUUCAUUUCGACCAUGUAUCAUACGAGCCUAUAACCAUUUCCUCGGUGAAAUUUUAAAAUAAAUUGCCAAUUUAAAUAGAGAAGAAACAUUUCAUUUUAUUUUAUGCUUAUCAUUUAUCAUGGAUCUAUAUAACGACAAUAACGGAUAUAUAUGAAAUAUGGUGUCUUAUCGUCUUAUUGUUGAU